Momordica charantia (bitter melon) is the source of this 946-nucleotide messenger RNA. RefSeq lists its product as uncharacterized. Lineage: Eukaryota; Viridiplantae; Streptophyta; Magnoliopsida; Cucurbitales; Cucurbitaceae. The record is from RefSeq and is a predicted model, not a curated record.
GUGACAUGACACCAUAAAUUCAAUUGCCAUUAAAAAACUCUUCUUGUUUCUUCUAUUCUUCACUUCCCGACACAAAUAUUAUGUCAAAAUAUCUCCAUUGUUCUUCCCUCAAGCAGUUUUGAAGGGCGAAAAGAGUGUUUGGAAGAGGGUCCUUUUUCCUUUCUUCUGGGUAUCUUCUCCUUUGGAGUGUGGCGUCUUGGACUGAUCUUCUUGGUCCACAUUAUUUGUGGGCAUUUCGACAUUAUGAAGCUUUUUAGGUUUUCGUCGGUUAUACUUUUUGUGCUCCACACAUCUUUAUUGGUUCUCUACUUUUCCAGCAAUAUCAAUGCCUCCUCAAAUUCGGACAUGGCUCCGAACCACCGCCAUCUCGAGUCGAAUGAACGUUUAUCCGCAUCACCAUUAAACAGGAAGCUGAAGUUGCAGGACAAGCAACAUAGUAGCCCAAUGAGGAGGAACACACACACGGGUGAUGUAAAUCUUUACGACUACCGCCCCGUUGAUCCAGUUCCAAGCUCAAAGAGAUCCAUAAAACAUGGUCCAAUUGAGCAUGGCUCUCCUCUGAUACCCUACAUUCCAAAUCCUUCACCUUCCCCUCAACAUCAGCCGGGCGGUUAUGUGUAGAGAGCAGAAGCCAUUCUCUCUUCUACUUAUUUUGUAUGAGCUUAGAUUGUUAGCUACGUUUAACCAUUGUUGUCUCUCUACUACAACGUAGAUAGUCGUGCCUCGAGAAUUUUUCGUGCCCGUCAUGUAUCUUGUAAACAACUUCCAAAAUGAAGUAGGAGAAUGGUGUUUAAGAGAAGAAUGUAUUUGUAGAACAUGUCUACUAUGAGAGUUGUUUUUGGAGCUUAAGAAAUCUAUAUGGAUGACCAGUGAGCCCUUUGUUGGUAGAGAGCUUUCUGCACAUAUUUCCAAUUAAAGGAUUGAAYUAGUUUCUAUUUUUGUAACU